Paramecium tetraurelia is the source of this 814-nucleotide messenger RNA. RefSeq lists its product as uncharacterized. NCBI's taxonomy places the organism in Eukaryota, Ciliophora, Oligohymenophorea, Peniculida, Parameciidae. The record is from RefSeq and is a predicted model, not a curated record. The transcript has 6 exons.
AUGUUAUUUGCUAAACAACAAGAUUAUAACCCUAUUGAACAAUAUUAACCAACCUCAUUUAGUUAUGGUUCAGGCAUUUAUACACCAUAAAAACCUAAGAUUGCUUACAAUAAUGGCAUUAUUAAUUAACAACCAAGAACCAGAGCUGAGAGAGAAUAUCAAAAGGAAAUAGAAAUCAAAUCUGCAGGACCGAGAAUACAACAGAACUAUUCACAGAAAGACGAUAUGAAAAGUCUUUUGCAUAGUCCAAUGCCUGAUACGACUCUUUUUCAGGCAGAACGAGAUAGAUUUGCAAAAGACUUCGCAGCCGAAGAUAAAAAGCAAAGAGAAAUGUAAUACAAGCUAAAAUAAUUAUCUUAUGAAUCAAGGAGAUUAGCAAAUCUAUAAAGGGAUGGUGUACUAUGGUAGCGAAAUGAAGAAUAUUUGCUUAAAGACGAAUAACGAAGACAGUAUCAUUCUGAACAAUUUACAAGAGGUAAAAGGAAUACAAAUGGAUUGGCUUAUAACCCUAUCACUUUGGAGUAUGCCUAAAAUGAGGCUGGUCAAGCAUUAAGACGAUAUGACGAAUUGCAUCAAGUGAGAAAAUUUGUAAGGGCCAAAAAUUUAGACACAAGAGCUAAUUGUGGUUUCAACGUAUUAAGUGGUUAGGAGAGAUAGGGUGUUGAUUAAAUAGUUCCAGAUGAACUAAGGCCCGACUAUUAAUUAAGGGUCAGAGAUUUAUAAAAUUAAUUAAAUUUAAAGCAUUAUGCCCUCUAAUAAUAAAUAUUUUAAUGAAAAUAUAUUAUUUAUUUAUUAUCUAAUGUAAUUUUAAUUU